UGGAAAAGAGAGAGAAAAGAAAAUCGUCGGGGCUGGGAGAUCGGAUACAGAAGCAAGUUGUGUGUGUGUGUGUGAGUGUGUGUGAGUGUGUACCUGGCGAUGUGCAAAUGGGUUUGGAGGUAUUAACGCGUGUCCUGGUGCUCCUCCUGGUUGCAUUUGGUGGGGUUCACCUGAGAUCUCCCAGUUGUCAUGAAGUCAGGACCGCCUUCCAACUUCGCCAGAUCGGACCUCUCAAGUUUGUGCCCGACAUCCCAGGCACCGAUGAGAAUUUACACAUCUGUCUACACAAGGGGCCAACCUGCUGCACAAAGCGGAUGGAGGACAGGUACCAAGUGGUGGUUCGCAGAGAAGUCCUACAGAACAUCCAGUCACUGAGCUUUGAACUGAAAUACAGGAUUUCACAGAAUAACAUAGCUUUUCAAGAAGCUUUUAAAUCCCUGAUUCGUACUGCGAAAAAUCAUACCAACUCCCUGUUUGAGAUGGUAUACAGAACAAUGGCAAAGGAGGCUAAGGAAGCAGUGACGGAGCUUUUCACCGACAUAUCUCUGUAUGUCCUGGACUCGGGAGAGAACAUAGAGGAUGUUGUUUUGCGAUACUUUGAUAGCCUCUUUCCACUGGUUUACAAUCGACUGAUACAUCCUGGCCUCACCGAGGUGUCCCAGGAGUACAUAGAGUGCCUGCGGAUGACCAGGCGAGAUAUCAAUCCUUUUGGGGCUAACCCUAUGAAAAUGGUGGCUGAGAUGUCAAGAUCAUUGCAAGCAAUGAAGACUCUGCUUCAAGCCUUAAACAUAGGCAACCAGGUGAUCAACAUUACUGAGAACGUUGCUUUCAGUCGAGAGUGUACCAGAGCACUGGUGAAGAUGGAGUACUGCUCGCACUGUCAAGGCCUGACCCUCAUCAAACCGUGUGUUGGGUACUGCCUGAAUGUCAUGAGGGGCUGUCUGGCAAACGCUGCUGAUAUCGAUCCCCACUGGCGGGAGUACAUCUUGACACUGGACGAACUGACCAGCAUCAUCACGUCAUCGCAUGGUGUAGAGCAGACAUUGCUUGGAGUGGGGACUCUGGUUAAUGAAGCUAUUUUGCACGCCCAGCUGAAUGGACCACAAAUAUCAACCACAGUGAGUAAAGUGUGUGGGCAGCCCCAAGAGAGAGCAACAGCUGUCUUGCCAACCAGUCUGCUACGAGCUCAAGUCGUGCCCGACUCCAGACCCCAGGCUGUGAGCCAGUUUGGCAACAUGACACAAAGAAGAAGCUCCCUGCCUCUGAAAGAAGUGAAAGCCGAUAGGCCUAGGACUAUGAAAAAAAAUACCAGAGAUUUCAUGAAUUACAUUCGCCGGUUCAGGACCUUUUACACGCUGCUGGCUGAGCAGAUCUGCGAUGGUGACCUGUUGCCUCCGCACAGCUCAACCUGCUGGAAUGGAGAAGAUGUUGUUGAAAGCUACACAAACAGGGUCGUCGGUAAUGGACUUAAAGCACAGGCCAAUAACCCAGAAGUGAAAGUCAGAGGACCGGAUCCUGUGAUCAAGCAACUCAUCAGCAAGCUGUUGUACGUCAAUAAGAUGCUGCACAGUAAAACAUCCAGGCACCCGGAACAAUGGUCAUCCAAAGAAGUUGGCAGUGGUCAGGGCGAGGAUUUGGAAAGCAGUGGCGACUGUGACGACGAGGAUGGCUGCACAGGAUCUGGGAGUGGCGAAUCCGGAGGCAAGAACCGCAGGAAGAACACAUAUGUGACAAAAGAGCCUUGGGUGAUUGACAGAAUUGUCCCAGACAUUCUGAAAGGAGAAAAGAUGGAUUCCUCAACCAGCACCGUCUCCACCACUCCAAGAGAGGCAAGAAACCCAAUUCAAGGGACUGCGUCCAGUUUCUUCAUCCCAUCAUCUGCCACAAUGCUCAUAACACUAGUACUGCUGUGUCCUUGGCUGUUCCAGUUGUGAUACAUUGUGGGUUCAUUCACCCAGCUUUACAUGUACAGUGUUACAGUUCCAUGCGGCCACAUACAGCUUUUUGUUGGAGGCAGAGCAACACAUUAGAUCUUGUAAUAUAGUUGAAAGCUGCAAUAUACUAUAGGAAUAUACCACCCUAGAAGGUUUGCUAAAGCAAGACAUAGCUAACGCGCAACAUACGUCAAGUGGAAAAAAAAUGUAUAUGAAUUGUGAAAAAAGGUAGAUUUAGGGAUUAAAUGAAUAGUGAUGUACAGGCUACUUGUACUUAAUCACUUUAAGAGCAAAUUCCACCAAGGUUCAAUCUGUAAGCUAAUUUUGUGGACAUCAGCUGAGUGGCAGUAGAUGGACUACAAUCUGUCUGAGUUAGGGAAGGUGGAAAUCAACUUGACUUCCCACUCCCGAUAGCCGUCCAAUGACCAUUUUCGGACAGUGUAUCUUGAAGUUAUCGGAUCAGGACUUGAUUGAUUAUGAUGCCUUACACUGUUAUCAACUCUUCCUAUCUGGGCUCACACAUUAGGAAUUUGUACCUGACUAGGUACUGCAGGCAGCUAGUGCUGAUGGAACCUUAUCCCAGCAAGAGUUAGUGCCUUACGAAGAAAAAUUGGGAGGGGAGAGUAAAGUUUGCUUAAUUUAACCCUUAUAUUCUCCCAUUUAGAGUAUUUCUAAGGCACUGCUUUUCUGUACAGUAUAAGCCACUGAGCUAUUCAGCAAUGUUUCGACUAUAUUAAGUGGAGCACUUUAUUGUUCAUAGUCUGCCCCCAAUAAUCAUUUAUACAACUGCUGAACUUUUCUUCAGUUGUUUUAUUUGGGAGGAUCUGUUUUUACCCUAGUCUUAAAAUGAAAGAUUACAUGAUAAGGAACAGAGCCGUACAGAUCCUUAUGUUUCCAAUUUUGACCACUAGUCUGUGCUGAGUUUGCCAGUCUCUACUAGGGUGGCAGGAGGGAUGCUUCAACUUUUUAGUACUUCUGUAUUUGGGAAGGGAAAAUUCAAUCGGAGGUCCUGCUCCUGGUGACCCCAUCUGAAAAGUGUGCAUGUAGACUUUGGGUGAGAAUAGCAUCCCAUUUCACUCUGAUGUCUUCUGUGGUCAAACAAAUAGCCUGCCUUCAGCACUCGUGAAGUAUGCGUCUAGAUAAGGAUUGUUCACUUGGGCGAGAUGGGGAGGUGUUGAUAAACACCACCACAACAACAACAACAACAAAAUUACAUUUGUAAAGCGCCUUUCACAUUGGGAGGAUGCUAACAGUACUUGAGGAACUGUAUCCUAGUGACAGAGACUCCUGAAGGGAAAGCAACUACUAAACACAGUUUCCCUCUUUUCACAUUAAUUUGGGGAUCAAGCAAUAAGUUUAAUUAAAGUUUUAUUUCAAAGCAA
Molecule: messenger RNA, 3316 nt
Organism: Callorhinchus milii (elephant shark)
Lineage: Eukaryota; Metazoa; Chordata; Chondrichthyes; Chimaeriformes; Callorhinchidae
Product: glypican-5-like
Exons: 9
Coding region: 108-1934 (608 amino acids)
Biological process (GO): positive regulation of canonical Wnt signaling pathway; regulation of protein localization to membrane; cell migration
Cellular component (GO): extracellular region; cell surface; plasma membrane
Source: RefSeq, a predicted model, not a curated record